This is a messenger RNA of Selaginella moellendorffii, 1798 nucleotides long. Its product is annotated as probable nuclear hormone receptor HR38. The record is from RefSeq and is a predicted model, not a curated record. NCBI's taxonomy places the organism in Eukaryota, Viridiplantae, Streptophyta, Lycopodiopsida, Selaginellales, Selaginellaceae. Bases 359 to 1453 code for a protein of 364 amino acids. The transcript is spliced from 2 exons.
UGCCAUCUUCUUUCUUUCUUUGCCGGGGCGCGCACGCCAGCGGCCGCGUCGUCAAGAUCCUCGCCUUCUUGCCACGAUCUCGCGCUCCACUCCAUCGAUUCAUCCAGCGAUCCCUCGAAUUGGCUGCUUGGUUCUCUGCAGAUCCGCGGAAUUUGGCAGCGGGCUCGCGGUCGCCGCGGGAACCAUCGGCCAUAGCUGGGAGAGCAGCUCCUCCUCUCCCGGCGAGGAGCGAAGAAUCGCGAGUGAGAGGAGGUCACUGCAGUCACAGGGAGGGUAAUAUCGAUUGAUCGAUAGAUCGAUAUUUCGCGCAGAUUCACCGCGGCGAGGGCUAGAUCGCAGCGUGCAAGAGCUCCGCGCCAUGGUGGCUGGGGCGAUGAGCCUCGCCCCAAAUGCCAAGAACAGGUUGAAUCAAUCGGCGAGUAUAAGCAGCCUGGGCGAGGGAGAAGCAAAGAGGCGCGAUCCCUGUCGUGGUCAUGGCAGGAAGGAUAGCUUUGGCGCCAGCGACGAUCGCCAUUCUCGCGAUCUAGAAGAGCAAGAACAAGAAUGCUGCAUGUGUGGCGAUGUCGGUUUCUCCAGCGAGCUCUUCCGUUGUAGGAAAUGCGUCUACCGAUUCCAGCACACGUACUGCAGCCGAUUCUAUCCAGGCAGUCCCAGCCAAGAUAUCUGCGAUUGGUGCUCUCAGGAUCCAAAUCCCUCCACUGGCAGUAGCAGCGCUGGUACCUCGAGCACCAAAUUGAGAGGAGUGUUAAAACUCGGUGGCAGCAGCAUUAUCGGUGGUGGUGGCGGCGCUAGCAAAAGGAAGGUUGCCGGCCAGCUUAUAGGUGAAUCGUUGAGUCCAGCAACAGGAGCUACGAAUUGGCCCAGGAAGGAUGAAAGCGAUCGUGAUACCAGAACCAAGCUCCAAGGCAGCAAUGACACUGGAAAGAAGCGCGACGAGGAUGCGAUGAUAAGAAACUCCACUGGCGCUGGCAGCCCCAGGAGCUCGAUCAAGCAUGGCCACAAGGAUGCGCUGGAGCUGCUGCUCGAGGUGGCCCAGACAGUGGCGGCAGAUAAUGGAGCCAUGGAUCAGACGAUCAUGGGUGGGGAUGCCAUCAAGAAUCCACUUGCGGGGCAGUGCUCCAUCGAUCGCCCGUCCAGCUCCGGGCGGCUCCAAGUUGCAGUAACGACGAGCUCGAGCUCUCCCUCGCCCAAGAGGCAAAAGAUGGCCACCACUACGCCUGGGCAAGCUGGUAUAAGAGGCGAUCAUCAUCACCCUCAUCAUUAUCAUGACAAUGAUCAUCAUCACCACCAGCAGAAGCAGCAGCAGCAACAGCAACAGCAACAGCAGCAUCAUGGCUUCAAGAAUCUGAUCAAAGGUCACCAUGGCGGCCUGAGAAAAGAUAAGCUGCAGCACUUGAGCAGUAACAGGAGCAUUGGCAGGCGAUACAAGCUACUGUCUGAUGUUAUGUGCUAGAUCAUGCAGCCAGGGCAGGGAACCAAGAUCUUCCACACCAAUCAAGAUCGAAGUUGCUGGAAGCUUAUGAUCAAGCAUAAGAUCCUGGGUCUAGAUUUAGAAUUGUGUCAACCAGACAAGACUUAGAGGAGUGCAGCAAUGCUACAUGAGGAUUGUGCAUCUCCUCAAGUUUGCUGCCAGUGGGAGAGCUGUAGAGAUUGAUGUGAAUGCAUGGCUUUCCACUGGAAGAAGAACAAGGAUCAUCAAGCUUGGGUGCUCAGGGAUCCUAAGCUUUUUGUUAUUUCUGUUGCUUAUCCUCACCAUCUUCUUGGUUUCCUUGAAAACAAGUACGAGUUAUGUCUUGUG